Messenger RNA from Gryllus bimaculatus (two-spotted cricket), 255 nucleotides. Lineage: Eukaryota; Metazoa; Arthropoda; Insecta; Orthoptera; Gryllidae. The record is from the annotation of a GenBank genome assembly.
AUGAGCUCUGUCAUCAGAACUCUGCAGGAAGCUAGCCAAGCACGUGACUAUCUUGCCCGAGGACAUUUAUUUCGUUCGCCGUAUCCGCGGAGGGCGUGCUUGACUGAAAUUUGUUCUAGUUUCAUCAAGCAACUUCAGAAUAUAGGGGACGCUCCAACGCUCUCAUGUCAUUCACACAUUCAGUCCAUUGAUCUCCCAGCCAUCCCCUACCUUCCUCUUUUUCUUCACUAUCUUCACUCUUUAGUCAAGACUUAG